Messenger RNA from Phlebotomus papatasi, 3125 nucleotides. RefSeq names its product heat shock 70 kDa protein 4 (gene Hsc70Cb). Gene Ontology annotation, molecular function: ATP-dependent protein folding chaperone; ATP binding. The transcript is spliced from 6 exons. Gene Ontology annotation, cellular component: cytosol; nucleus. Gene Ontology annotation, biological process: protein folding. Bases 218 to 2794 code for a protein of 858 amino acids. Lineage: Eukaryota; Metazoa; Arthropoda; Insecta; Diptera; Psychodidae. The record is from RefSeq and is a predicted model, not a curated record.
GAUUGUCAUUCGAAACAUCACAUUGAAAGCUCUCUGUUCUCGAAUCUUCCAAAUUUCUCUGAGAGUUUGUGGUGUUGCAGUUUUGUGACGCUGAUUUUUCAGUCAUUCACAAAUCCCACUGUGUCCAGCAUCUCGGCAAUCGAAGCUGUGUUUCUUGGAUUACCGGAAAAGUGUGUUUGGAUAUUGCAAGAAGUGGCGAAAACCCAAGUGAGAGAAGAUGUCUGUGAUCGGUAUCGAUUUGGGGAAUGAGUCGUGUUAUGUGGCUGCCGCAAAGGCCGGUGGUAUUGAGACUCUGGCCAAUGAUUACAGUUUGAGGGCUACUCCUUCAUGUGUCGCUUUUGCUGGUAAAAAACGAAUACUGGGAGUAGCUGCGAAGAAUCAGAUGGUGACGAAUCUGAAGAAUACCAUUUUUGGAUUCAAGAGGCUCUUGGGACGCAAGUUCAAUGAUCCCCAUGUCCAGAAUGAACUGAAAAAAUUGCCUUUCCGCGUCGAACCGUUCCAGAACAAUCUCAUUGGCAUACGUGUUAACUAUUUGGAUAAGGAACAUGUUUUCACGCCGGAACAAAUCCUGGCGAUGCUCUUUACCAAACUCAAAGAAACAUCAACGAGUGCCCUCGGUGGUGCUCAGGUGAAUGAUUGUGUCAUUGCUGUUCCUUGGUAUUUCACAAAUGCCGAACGAAAAGCCCUUCAGGAUGCUGCAGCUAUUGCUGGAUUGAAUGUUCUGCGUCUGCUGAAUGAGACAACAGCCACGGCACUUUCAUAUGGUUUCUACAAGCAAGAUCUACCGGCACCUGAGGAGAAAUCUCGAUUUGUGGCAUUUGUAGAUUGUGGCCAUGCAUCACUCCAAGUGUCCAUUUGCGCCUUCAAUAAAGGCAAAUUGCGAAUGGUAACGAGUGCAUGUGAGCAGUAUGGAGGACGGGAUUUCGAUGAAAUCCUGGCCAAUUACUUCAGUGAUGAAUUUGUGGCUAAAUACAAAAUCGAUCCACGAUCAAAUGCAAGGGCAUACUUGAGACUUCUCACGGAAGUUGAGAAGAUCAAGAAGCAAAUGUCUGCAAAUAGCACAGUUUUGCCGUUCAACAUUGAGUGCUUUAUGAAUGACAUUGAUGUGUCAUCGAAAUUGCAAAGAUCGAAAUUUGAGGAAUUAUCUGGACAUCUUCUGAAGCGCAUUGAAGAGACUAUGAGAAAAUGUCUCAAGGAUUCAAAACUCUCUCUGGAUGAGAUUCAUUCUGUUGAAAUUGUGGGCGGAAGCACACGUAUUCCGGCAAUUAAAGCAGCAAUUGAGAGAGUAUUUGGCAAGCAGGCCAGUACGACUCUGAAUCAAGAUGAGGCCGUAUCGCGUGGUGCUGCACUUCAGUGUGCAAUUAUGUCGCCAGCUGUCCGUGUGCGUGACUUUAAGGUGCAGGACAUUCAGAAUUAUCCAGUUCACGUGAGUUGGGACGGUGAUCCGAGUGUUGAGAAUCGAAUGGAAGUAUUUCCAGCACUUCAUGCUGCACCAUUUAGUCGCAUGUUGACCCUCUACCGUCGCGACCCAUUUGCCAUGGAGAUUUUCUAUGGUGAUGUUGUACCGUAUCCGGAUCCACAUAUUGGACGUUGGGUGAUUCGUGACAUCAAGCCAAACAGUGCUGGGGAGUCACAGGAGGUCAAAGUGAAAAUCCGUAUUAAUCAGAAUGGCAUUAUAACCAUUGCGAGUGCAUCGUUGACGGAGAAGAAGGAUCAAAAUGACACCAAUGAGGCAAAUGCUCCUGAAGUCAGUGAAGGAGGACAGCAGGAGCAGAAGCAACAGACUGCGCAGCAACAACAGGAAGAAAUGGAUGUUACACCUGAGGAUUGCAGUGACAAUGAGGAUGAGAAGUAUGAUGGAAAAGACAUAAAAUCGCCAUCGGCAUCAGGACCAGGGUGGGCGCAGCGGGUAAAAGGAUGGUUUACCUCGGAUAACAGUGGCGAUGCUAAGAAAGAAAAGAAGAAGUCAGGUGUAAAAAUAAUUGAAUUACCAAUUGAUGUGCAGACUCAUGGAUUUUCAUCAACUGAACUGGGCAGUUACAUUGAACAAGAGAGCAAAAUGAUCUUCAAUGAUGUCGAUGAGAAGGAGAGGGUAGAUGCUAGAAAUGCUCUGGAAGAGUAUGUCUACGAAAUGAGAGAUAAAUUGCAGGAAGAUGGUCCACUAAGUAAUUAUGUUGCAUCGAGUGAUCGUGAGAAUUUGGUAAAUCAAUUGAAUAAUUUGGAGAAUUGGCUGUAUGAAGAGGGUGAAGAUUGUCCCAAGGAUGUCUAUCGCAAUAAAUUGACAUAUUUGCGUGAGCACAUUGAUCCAAUUAAGAGUCGCUGUGCGGAAUAUGAGGCAAAUCCAGGGGCACUAAAUGAGCUUGGGCAUGCUAUACAGUUGGCUCAUAAAGUUAUCAAUGAGUAUCGCAGUGGUGAUGCAAAGUAUGAGCAUUUACUGGAGACGGAUAUGCUGAAUAUCAGUGAAACGGCUGAUAAAACACUGAAAUGGCUGGAGGAUACACGAGCAAAAUUGGUUGCUACGCCCAAAACUAAGGAUCCACCUGUGAAAAUUGUCGAUAUUCAGCAUGAAUAUCAAACACUUACCACAUGUGUGAAUUCUGUACUUAGUCGACCUAAGCCGAAGCCACCUACGCCACAGCAGCCGCCGCAGCAGAAUAAUGGGGCGACGGAGGGUGGUCAGGCGAAUCAUGAUCAACAGCAGCAAAAUCACAGUGAGGACAAGAGCGGAAGUCAACAGCAGCAACAAUCGCAACAGCCAAAACAUGCCAACGAGGACACAAUGGACAUAGAUUAAAUUCAACAAUAUUUACGUAUGUAAACUUUAAUUUGCUGAACAUGUCUAAAUUAAUUCAAAUAAUUUUUUUUUGAUUGAUAUGAUUGAUUGAUGAGAGUAGCUGAUUUAUGCGGAAUUGACUAUAAUUAUUAUUAUUAUAAAAUUCUAAUUGUUUGGAAUUAUAUACUGAACAUUGCAGAAAUAUAAUACCCCAGCACAGAAUCAAGAAUUUCAACAGUUUCGCUUCGAAAAUGUUUUAUUGAAGAUUCGAUCACAAAAGAAAAAGAAUACUGCCCCAUUGUACCUUAGAACAGAAAGUUAAGUCCGUUUAUAGUUUGCAUAGAUUCAAAAA